Drosophila guanche is the source of this 1590-nucleotide messenger RNA. RefSeq lists its product as uncharacterized. NCBI's taxonomy places the organism in Eukaryota, Metazoa, Arthropoda, Insecta, Diptera, Drosophilidae. Gene Ontology annotation, biological process: regulation of cell differentiation. The transcript has 4 exons. The record is from RefSeq and is a predicted model, not a curated record. Bases 44 to 1039 code for a protein of 331 amino acids. Gene Ontology annotation, cellular component: membrane.
GAAAGUAAAGUAAAGUAAGGGAAAGGAAAGGAAAGAAUCAAAGAUGUUCUCCAUGUGCACAAAGGUGAAGUCGGAGAGCGUGGAGCCGGACUGCUCGUUCAUGCAGCAUCCCCAGCAGAUGCAGCUGCAACAGCCUCAGGCAAUGGGAACUGGCGGGAAACAGAUCAAGGGCGGCUACCUACUGCGCUACAAAAAGCAAAUGUUCUGGAAUCGCUGGUCCGAGGAGUGGGUCGUUCUCUACGAUGACUCAACCAUGGCCUGGUUCACGGAGCCGGGACGUACCUCGCCCUCGGGCAAGAUCCUGGUGAAAGAAGCGCCCGAGAUGCUGGCCAUUGCGCACUGGACUGGCCAGAUACCGCGUCGACCGCCACUGCCUGAUGGUGUCAACGUGUCCCAGUUGAUUGCCCUGGGAUCGCAGCGGAAACGGUCCAAGGUCUACUGGAUGCUGGCCAAGUCCGAGCAGGAGGUUAGCGACUGGAUAGAUGCGAUUACAAAGACCCUGCCGCCGCCGCCACAAAUCGAACUGGUGGUGGACAAGCCGCAUCUGAUGAACGUGCUGCGACGUCCAUUGGUGCGCAUUAGACCUGCCACCCAAUCGGAGGUGAAGCAUCGCAAGGCCGCUGCCCAUAGCAGCAGCAGCAGUAAGCAUCAUCGGUGCACCUCGUCGGCGAUGACCACCAGGCUGUACAAACAGAUCCAGAAUCCACUGGUCAAGAGUGAUGCGGCCGUCGCCAUUCUCAGCAAGAAGCCGGACUCGAAGGCCUCGCUGGCCUGCGCCCUGCCCUGGGGCCAUGGCUGGGGAUGGGCCACGCUGCCAAACGGCGUCUGGAGCGGCGGCCUGACAUGGUCGCAGUGCGAGGACACCUUCACUCUCCACGCCUUGCCCACCACCCACUGCACCAAUCUCAUCGACACCUCUUGCAGCGGCGCCGUCUACCACACCGACAUUGGUGGCUUUGACUUCCACUCCGGCGGAGUGGACGACAUUGGCGGCGAGGACUUUGACUAUGCCAUGGACUGUGGUGAUUUUAUAUUUUAAACUUCCCACACGCGACCCAAAAACACACACUACCCUCCAUACACACUCGUAUAUUACGUAUACGUAAUCGUAUACUCGUAUAUCCAAACAUCAGAACUUUGCCACUGGAACACUCGCAACUGGUAAUCGCUUCGGUAAUAAUAUGUGUGUGUGCGUCCUCUUUGUGUCUUAGAUGUUGCUACAUAAUAGGAAUACACAGGCAUAGACAGGAUACGAAGCCGAAUGCGUAUCCGGCGGUAUUACGUAUACGCCUCGUUUGUUGGCCAGUCCGUUUCUGUAACUGUGCGCCCCAGUAUGUUAGUUGUUCUAUGUCCUGUGUCAGUUUGCUAAUCGCGUUAAGCAGCUAAACAUGUACCGAGAGUAAUGCGAACGUAAUGCAUUUCCCAAACAUAACAAAUUCUGCGGAAUUUCCCCAUUUCAUUUGUGGUAUAGAGAUACAAAUAUGUGUGAGUGCAUUAUCCAUGUGUCAGACUGCUGGAUAAACACAUAUAAAUAUGUACUUAUGCACAUACAGAUAUGUAUGUAUGUAUAACCACCAACUGCACUUUCGC